AUGUCGCCCAACCUCGAAGAAACGAGCAGACAGAUUGUAGAGUCGAGCCAGCAAAGCCUUCGUGCAGCUUCAACUGCGCUUCAAGCAGCGUAUCGUAGGAUUCGUCAAAUCCGCCGAAGCCUCGAUCUUUCCAACGACUCUAUGCCGUCGCCGGACCCCAUGGGCCCGAACCACUCAGCUCUAUUGCUGACUGCGUCGCCAAUUGAAGACGAGGGGAGCGAUGCCGAGGAUGGCAUUGACUUUAGCGAUCGACAGGCCCGAGAUUAUCCCCCGUUCUCAUGGUCAGAUCAUCAACCUGUUCCACCUCCCCCACCACGGUCAAGAGGCCUUCAACUCCCGUCGCCCUCUCCUUCUACGAGUGAGCCGCUCUACAUGCCACUCCGCUUCGGUUUGGGGUCCCACGCUCCCCCGCGAAACCAGUCCAUAAUGGAUGAUGCGGCCACGUUGCUGGGGAGGAAUGUUGCCCAGCGCGAAGCUGCGGGGCCGUCCAGCCGCCCACUGGUGGACCCUGGCUUUGAGCACGAAAUGGUGCAAUGGCGAAACAUUACGCGUCGCACUGACCCUGGUACAUCUGCUAGCCGAGUGGACGCGCUCUCACGCUCAGAGCUCAUGCGAAAUGCACGGAGCCUUGACACGGAGCCCCCACAUCCCCGCCAGCAAUUGGCGAAUAUAAGCACCAAUGUGCCACACGCCUGGCCACCCAGAAACAGGUGGCGGGUUUAUCGCCCAAACGAGACACGACAGGGUUCCAAUUCAGUCCAGUCUCCCAGUUCGGCUCAACCCCGACCCCGGCCGCCUCCUACAGACCGGCUGUCGCUGUUGUCCAACUUCUCCACUAUGCAGAAUCUUGCAACCCCAACUUCGACGCUAUCUCGCGACAGACCACUCCUGUUUGAGGAACCUCAAAGUUAUAUCAACUCUCGCAGGGGGUCACGAGAGAUGUUCGAGUCGCCCGCUGAGCGCAACUACUUUAUUCACCGUCGGUUGAAUGCAGACGGGGAUGAGCUGGUGCACAACAUCAACCUGGAUUGGGACGACGACGAUCCAUUAAACUGGAUUAUGCCAAUGAACCACAUGAACCACCCCCCCAACCCUCGAAGGCGUCGGCAGAGAUAUCGUAUUACCAAUACUCGUGACCUGAUUCCAACUCCACCGAGUCCUGAGCCGCGGCGGCGGGGAUGGGCUCGUUUGGACCAAGAUGGGAAUGCCAUACCGUCCGACGAAGAGGAGGAACUUGAGCGAGAGCGUGCCGAGUAUCGUGUGAGGGCCAUGCAGCAAACCCGGGAGGCCAAUCCUGACGCGUGGUCACUGGCUACGCGCCCCACUGUCUCUCAUGACGAAGACGGGCAGUUGAGCAGGGUCCCCCGUGUGCAUCUCAAUGCGGGGCCUGGCGUAGUCCUGCCCCCCAGGACCGGCUAUGGGUCCGUGCUCGACUCCGUCUUGGCAGUGGAUAAUAGACGGUCACGUGCUUCUCGGGUACGAAAUAUCCCGACGGAUGUGCCCUAUGGCUCCGCAGAGCCCUUCGUCGUCAACCCACUGCCGAUGCCACUCCCGCUGAACAAGGGCAAGGGUAAGGCUGUCAAUGGGCCAGGCAUGCGUGUCUCAAGUGGCGCAGCGUUUGCUGGGCGGUAG
Molecule: messenger RNA, 1632 nt
Organism: Mycena indigotica
Lineage: Eukaryota; Fungi; Basidiomycota; Agaricomycetes; Agaricales; Mycenaceae
Exons: 3
Coding region: 1-1632 (543 amino acids)
Source: RefSeq, a predicted model, not a curated record